CCUACGAGUGCAUUGAUGCAUCAUGCUGGACAUAAAUUUCAUGAAGUGUUUCAGAUGAAACAAGGCGGCUAUUCUGAUCUUCCUGCAGCAAAAAUCUCAGAAAUGAUGAAAUCAAAUAGUUUGGAUAUUGCACCGACACAAUCUCUUCUAAGCUUGGUAAAUGGCAUUCUAGAUGAAAGUAUCAGCAGGAAGAAUGGUGAACUACCUCAUCGUGUUUCUUGCCUCAUGAGGAAGGUGGUGCAGGAGAUUGAACGGCGUAUAUCAACUCAAGCAGAACAUCUAAGAACUCAAAAUAAUGUCUUUAAAACUCGCGAGGAAAAAUACCAGGCAAGGAUUAGAGUUCUUGAAGCCCUUACAAAUGGGGCCGGUGGAGAAUCAACGGCGGCAGUCGACCACUAUGACCACAUGAAGAUGAUGAUGAGCCCGUUUGAUCAUAUAAAAGUUGAUGUGACAAGAACUGGAAGUAGCAAGGACCUAGCUUCACUGGCAGAUGAGACAAUUUCACAAGAGGAAAGGAAAAAUGAGGAUCAGGGUGUGGAUAGAAAUAUGAAAGAGAAGAAUAGCAGAAGUGCUGAAAUUGUAGCUUCGAAACAAGAAGCAGAGAACAUUAGGAAAACAAAUGAAGACCAGCGCUUGCAAAUAGAAACAGCUGCAAAAAAAGCUCAAGCUGAACUUGAAAAGAAAUUGAAGGUUGUUGAAAGUCAGCUGCAUGAAUCCAAGAUGAAGGUGCAGGACCUUGAGGCUAAAUCUUUGUCUAAAAGUCAAUGUUGGUACAAAAAAGAACACAUUUAUAAAACAUUUACAGAAUUCCAACUUGGUGCACUCAAGGAACUAAAAUUUGCUUCUCAAUCAGUGCGCCAGGAAAUUUUAAAAACUCAAAAGAGCUACGCAGAGGAUUUUGAUCAUUUAGGGACAAAGGUUAAGGUUUUGCAAGACGCAGCAAAAAGCUAUGACGAUGCCUUUUCCGAAAAUAGGAAGCUACACAAUGAAAUUCAAGAAUUAAAAGGAAAUAUUAGAGUUUAUUGUCGGGUUAGACCAUUUCUUCCAGGUCAAAAAGAAAAACAAUCAACCAUUGAUUAUAUUGGUGAAAAUGGGGAGAUAAUUAUUGUCAAUCCCUCCAAACCGGGGAAAGAUAGCCGCAGGUCAUUUAAGUUCAACAAGGUUUAUGGUCCUAGUGCCACUCAAGCUGAGGUAUAUGGAGAUAUACAACAGUUGGUACAAUCCGUUUUAGAUGGAUACAAUGUAUGUAUAUUUGCAUAUGGUCAAACUGGAUCCGGAAAAACCUACACAAUGAGUGGCCCUGACAAAGGAUCUCAAGAAGAAUGGGGAGUCAAUUAUCGUGCUUUAAAUGAUCUUUUCAGAAUUUCCCAAAGUAGAAGCACUUACAAGUAUGAAGUGUGGGUUCAAAUGGUUGAAAUAUAUAAUGAGCAAGUUAGGGACUUGCUGGGAAAUGAUACUUCUCAAAAGAAACUUGGGAUUUUAUCAACUGCAAGUUUAGCUGUGCCAGAUGCCAACAUGCGGCAGGUUAGUGAACCAUCUGAUGUUUUGGCGUUAAUGGAAAUUGGAUUUAAAAAUAGAGCUAGAAGUACUACUUCAAUGAAUGAAAGAAGCAGCAGAUCCCACAGCGUUGUGACGAUUCAUGUUUCUGGAACGGAUCUGAAGAAUGGCGGGUCAUUAAAUGCUGGUCUUCAUUUAGUAGAUCUUGCAGGAAGCGAAAGAAUAGAUCGGUCAGAGGUGGUUGGGGACCGACUUAAGGAAGCACAACAUAUAAAUAAAUCAUUAGCUGCUCUUGGUGAUGUCAUCUUUUCUUUGUCUCAGAAUAGCGCUCACGUUCCAUUUAGAAACAGCAAGCUUACUCAAGUACUUCAAAGUUCUUUAGGUGGUCAAGCAAAGACACUUAUGCUUGUACAGCUCAAUCCUGAAGCUGCUUCAUAUAGUGAAAGCUUGGGUACCUUAAAGUUUGCUGAACGGGUCUCUGGAGUGGAGCUGGGACCUGCUCGAAAUAAUAAAGAGGGCAGCAAUAUAAAGGAAUUGAUGGAACAGGUGGCUUCCCUCAAAAGCACAAUCACAAAAAAGGAUGAGGAGAUUGAGCGCCUACAAAAUCUGAAAGAUAAGAAAAAUGCUCCUCCUCCUAUUGGCAGUGCAGAGCGACAACGUUCAUUGAGGUAUGGGUCUUCUUCUCCUAUUUCUAAAGGAGGGGCUUCUCCACACACCUACCGAGCAGAAAGUAUUCGUGGUCGUAUGUCUCUGGACGGAUACGGCUACAAACCAGUCAGAAAAGGGAAAUCAUCAAUUAAUGGAGAAGACACGGAUAGCUCUGUUGAAAGCAGCCCGUCUCGUGAUGGUUCAAAAUCAGCCCACGGCUCUUACAAGCCAAAAACAGGUAGUAGAAUUUAUCGUCCACUAACGAAAAUAUCAAAGGAUCUUCCAAAAGCUGCAAAAGGCAUGUUUAAGUCUCCAAGUGGUAACAGUUUGAAUGGCAAAAGUUCUUCCAAGAGAUGGUCAUGAAGUUGAUAACAAUUCAACAGCUCUUCAUAAUCGUACACGUCAAUCCCUUUGUUUCUCUAUUCACUUACAGUUGUCGUCAACUUCUAAAAUUUGGUUUUGCAGUGCCAUUAACUUUUUAAUUUUUGUAAUAGAAACUAAUUGAGUAUAAGUUUGACAAGCAUUGUGAAAUUCUGUUAAAAAUAGUUUACA
Molecule: messenger RNA, 2697 nt
Organism: Erigeron canadensis
Lineage: Eukaryota; Viridiplantae; Streptophyta; Magnoliopsida; Asterales; Asteraceae
Product: kinesin-like protein KIN-14P
Exons: 20
Coding region: 16-2508 (830 amino acids)
Biological process (GO): microtubule-based movement
Molecular function (GO): microtubule binding; microtubule motor activity; ATP binding
Source: RefSeq, a predicted model, not a curated record